Dermacentor albipictus is the source of this 870-nucleotide messenger RNA. NCBI's taxonomy places the organism in Eukaryota, Metazoa, Arthropoda, Arachnida, Ixodida, Ixodidae. The record is from RefSeq and is a predicted model, not a curated record.
AUGGGGGAUAGGAAUCCCAACCAAGCGUUUGACCCUGGUCGUCCACCACUGGCUGCAUCGAAGACAAGGGACGGCACUGGCCCUUCCGCUGUCGCCCUUGAAUCUUCCGACAGCUCAACGGUUGAAGAAAUGGAAUCAGACAACGAUUUCACACUUGCCGUGGGUCGCCGUUUGAAGAGAAAACUCAGGAGGACAUCAACAGACAGUGAAUCGUUGCCCAAGCAGGACAGUGGUAAGCAAUCAUACACUGUUGCUUACGUCCCUACCACAGCUACCGACGAUCUGAAUACUUUGAACAGGCAAAGCUUAACGGAGUACUUUGAGCGAAUUGCGCCCGGCCAAGUCAGCGAGAUCAGAAUUAACGCUCGGAGGAACAUCCUUUCGGUGGACGUGAACAACAAGUCAAUUCUGGAUACGUUAAAGGCUGCCACACUACUAGGAAACAUCCCAGUGCGCUCCUUCUUUGCGUAUGGAAAAGGAACCUCGACUGGCGUUAUCUCUGAUGUGGACAAACAAAUCGCAGACACUGACCUCCAGAAGCUUUUGAAUUCCACCGCACCACUAGUGCAGAUUCACCGCUUCGGUCAAUCCCGGUGUAUUAAAAUAGUCUUUGACUCUGAAACAUUACCUGCCUACGUAAAAGUAGGAUACGUAAGACACCGUGUGCGCCCUUACGUGCCAAAACUGGUGCAGUGUCGGAAGUGUUUCAAAACAGGACACACAGGCUGCUACAUCGAUACGCCACCGCAGACGUCGAUCGCGACACAGACGACAGCAAGACAAGAGUGCUUCCCGUACAGAUGGACCAUCGGCCGCUUGGCAAGCUCCUCGCUUGCCAAGUUUGCUUCUGCGAUCAAGAUGCGGGCCUGA